GGAUAAAUAAAUAAGGAUGAAAACAGGAAAUCCAGUUUUAUGUUAUGAUUCGGAAAUCGGAAUUUCCAAUUUUUGUGAUUUCUAAAUGUGUUUUGUGAUUUUUAAAUGUGAUUUUUGUGACCUUGAUCCCGAAUUAGCGCUCGGCCAGAAGACUGAGAACGAACCAGUAAAAAUCCAAUAUGGCCGCCGAAGGAGCAGUAACAGCAGUUGUCGAGAAUGAAUCAAAAGUGAUUCUUCAGCCGACAUUAAACGAAAAACUUCGAGAAAUAGGACACCAAGCUAUCUGGUCUUUAUCCUCCUGCAAGCCGGGCUUCGGCGUGGAGCAAUUACGAGACGGAAACCUCGAUACUUAUUGGCAAAGUGAUGGGCCACAACCUCACCUCGUGAAUGUUAAAUUUCGACGAAAAACACUGGUGCAAAACGUGUGUAUAUUUGUAGAUUACAAAUCGGACGAGAGCUACACGCCUAGUAAGAUUUCCAUCAGAGCUGGGAACAGUUUGGAUAGCUUGAAGCAAAUAGAUAUUGUCGAAUUGGACGAACCGAGCGGUUGGCUUGUUGUGCCAGUUGGGGGAUGCACUGAAAAACCGUUAAAGACUUUUAUGAUUCAAAUUGCGGUCCUAACGAACCAUCAGAAUGGACGAGAUACGCAUAUGAGACAGAUUAAGCUACACGCGCCGCCAAACGAGUUGAUUUCACAGAAAAUGCCCAAUUACACAACUGUCGAAUUUGCGAUGUAUAGUACAAUUAGAUAGAAACUUGUUCGAUAUUUAUUUUAUAUUCGCAGAUGGUGGUUAAUCAGAAAUGUUGACAUUUAUAGUAGCAGGGAUGUUUACAUACCAAUUCCAUUUUGAUGUCACCAAAUUCAAGACUAUUUAUACAAUCUACAUUUAAUGAAAAGAAUGAACAUUUUCUCACUCUGAUAACUGCAGGUUGACCAUCAUCUGCUGAACGAGAGUGCUUCGUGAAAUUCAGAUAUGAAACCAGUUGUACAUAAAGAAUAAAAAAACUAGCACAGUAAUGACCAUGUAUUAUAUGUUCAAUGUAUUGUACCAUUACCAUUUUUGUAAAAAGGUGUACUUGAUUAUUUUGAAAACAACACAAAACACACAAGCAACCCACAGAGGAUUAUGCAUAACUUUAAACGAUCAAUUUCUUGUACCAUUUUUCAAUUUUGUUAAAAGAGCUUUUCAUUAACUGUAAAUUUAACAAACCAUAGGCAGCAACGUUUGUGCAUUUUUCUGGCAUUAGUAAUAUUUGAGCGGGACUGAGAAUCGUGAAAAUAUUAAUGCCUAAAUAAAUUUUAGCAACUUUAGGGUAAUGUUACACAAAGUAAUUUUUGCUUAAACUUGUAACGUGAUUUCGGAAACAGAACCAUG
Molecule: messenger RNA, 1376 nt
Organism: Paramuricea clavata
Lineage: Eukaryota; Metazoa; Cnidaria; Anthozoa; Malacalcyonacea; Plexauridae
Source: the annotation of a GenBank genome assembly